Mytilus californianus (California mussel) is the source of this 963-nucleotide messenger RNA. Its product is annotated as MAM domain-containing glycosylphosphatidylinositol anchor protein 2-like. The transcript has 8 exons. Lineage: Eukaryota; Metazoa; Mollusca; Bivalvia; Mytilida; Mytilidae. The record is from RefSeq and is a predicted model, not a curated record. The coding region runs from base 129 to 932 and encodes 267 amino acids. Gene Ontology annotation, cellular component: membrane.
UUCCUUGUAAGCAGCAACCUUCUAUCAAGGACUUCAUGAGAAGAAACACAAGAUCUGAAAUAUUGUAGUGUGACCAUCUAAACGGAGAUGUUUUCUAAGAUGAAUGUCUGAAUUACAGGUAUAAAGGUAUGGACAAGUCAUCUACGAAAACAACAGUUUCGUCGAGUACAAAUCGGAAAUUGAAAAUUGCCGCAUGUUUAUUUCUGUCCACUACAGUGAUAUUCGUAAGCCUAUUUAUUUGGAGUGAAUAUAAAGGUACUCCAUGCGAUAACUAUAGCUGUGACAAUGGUGGGACGUGCUUUCUUGAUGAAUUUCAGCCAAAAUGUGCUUGCAAAAAUGGAUUCAUUGGUGAAAAUUGUGCAUUAACGCCAUGUCCAAGAGUCCCAUGUGAACACGGUGGGAAUUGUUCGGUGACAGGUAAUAGUUUUUCCUGUACCUGUUCAAACGGAUUCACAGGAUUACAAUGCCAAAUUUAUCAUGCUAACUUUGAGAACAACAUGGGCUCCAUAUUUUUUCAGAAUCUCAAUGACGAUUUCGACUGGACAUUAAAUUCGGGCAAAACAUCCACUUCACGUACUGGUCCGUCGUCAGCAUAUGAAGGUGAUUACUACUUAUAUACGGAGUCAUCAAACAAACAUGAGGGAGAUGUUGCAAGGUUACUGUCACGUGACUUCAUUUUUGAUAACCCUGGAUGUCUAAAGUUUCAUCACCACAUGGAUGGUUCUGGGAUGGGAACCUUAAAUGUAUAUCAAGGAAGCAGUCUUAUUUGGAAUAUAACAGGAGAUCAAGGAGAUGAAUGGCAUCUUGCCGAAAUUAGCCUACAAGCAAAUAGUUCUAGCAGCUCCAAGAUAACAUUUGAAGCAGUACUUGGUAGUAAUUUCCUAAGUGAUUUAGCCAUUGAUGACGUUCAAGUACUUCUUACAGGCUGUUAAAAUUAUUCAAUAAAACGGAAUAUUUAAGUGA